Messenger RNA from Stegostoma tigrinum, 1015 nucleotides. RefSeq names its product intraflagellar transport associated protein (gene iftap). Gene Ontology annotation, molecular function: intraciliary transport particle A binding. The transcript is spliced from 6 exons. Bases 154 to 738 code for a protein of 194 amino acids. The record is from RefSeq and is a predicted model, not a curated record. NCBI's taxonomy places the organism in Eukaryota, Metazoa, Chordata, Chondrichthyes, Orectolobiformes, Stegostomatidae. Gene Ontology annotation, biological process: spermatogenesis; acrosome reaction. Gene Ontology annotation, cellular component: cytosol; 9+0 non-motile cilium.
AUCAGGAACAAAAACAAAGUUGCUGGAGAAGCUCAGCAGGUCUGGCAGCAUCUGUGAAGGAAAAAACAGAGUUAACGUUUUGGGUCUGGUGACCCUUCCUCAGAAGAUGAAAUAUCUACACUAGAGAUGUGAGCAGUGUUGAGAUCACAAAUUAUGGAGGAAGGAGGAAUAGCCUUUGAUGCUUUGGAAAGAUUUUGCAGCAGUCAUGAACAAACAUAUGCUGAAUUCUUGGAAUCAUUUAUGCACCUCAGAAAAGAGGACUUGAAGAAACAAAAGACAUCAUCUCCUGAUGGUGACAGCAUAGCAGAUGAUGAAUACAAACUAACUCAGAGGGUGUUGUUGGAAAAUUCAGUCCAGAUUGAAGGAGAGCUGCCCAAGGAUGGCAAGAAGGCAAAACAUUACAUUGACAUUGAGAAAAGGGACAACAAAAAACAAACUGAAUACCAAAGCAAUUCUGGCCUAGAAGUACUCCCUGGGGAAAUAGUAGAGGAGACUGCUGCAAAUUAUACUCAUUAUGAAAGUAAACACACAUCACUUAACUUCAAAGUGAAUCCAAAUGUUGAAGAGUAUAAUGAAAAUUCAUAUGACCAGGUAUUGACAGAUGAAGUUCAACCUUUCACAUUGGAUGAAGAUUUUGACUAUGACUAUGUCUGUCUUAAGCCUAAAUACACUGAGACUGAAAUUAAAACUAUCUCUGCCUUGUCAAAACAGAGGUUGGAAAGGGAGAACUUAAUGUAGAAAAACUAAAAGAUUGUACUAUCUCUUACUGCAUCAAUCAGAUUGUUUGAUGUUUGGUUGAAAACCAGGGCUGUACUUCACGCAGAGUCUGGAAAUGAGACAUUUGCAACUUCACAAAGGACCAUUAUGAAAUCAUGCCAUGAGUAAAUUUCAUAUCUUUAUUACUUUUAAAUCAUUAAAACAAAUAUUUCAUAUGAACCUGUGAUGUGCUUGUUAUUCGUAUUUACAUGAUAAAGCUUCAUUUUUAUGCAGGUAUUUACAAUAAAAAAUUUGCUUA